UGAGCGCGAGAAACCUUUCUGAAGCUUCGAAGGUCGGUGGUAAUAACAUACCGCGCCAUUUCCAGCGUUCAAAAUUUUGACAGCUUCGCCAAUUUUGUGCCAGCGUUGCUGCCGCCACCUACCCACGGAAUGAAAAACGACUGCAAGCAUGAACAGCGCCUGGCCCGACAUGCGUCUGCUCGCGGUUGUGUGCCAUCGCGUGCGCAAUUCGCCGCCGCGAUUCCUGGCUAGUGCGGCAAUGGAACCCUUUUUGCGGCCUUCCGACCGACCAGUGCAUAAUAGUGGCUCCUAAAUGGCUGAAAGGAGUGUGGUGCUUUUUCUAGGUCAAUUUGAGAUGAUCCAGCUAUUGGUUGACGCGGUGUGAGUGCCGUCGGCUGAGUGCCGCAGUCUAGGCCUAGAGUUAGCGCCGAUCACAAGGUGAUGUGCUGUCUUGUGACGCUAUCGGUGCCGACUUAUCGCUUCUUCUGGCGUACCAGGAUCUGGUGCAUUGUUUAAACUGCGAUCUGACUUUCAGCGAUCCGGCUGGGCCCGAACUGGAAGCCGUUGCUUCGGCACUGAACGAAACUGGUGUUCGCGGGGGCGUGCCGGGGCUUCUGAUUGCGUGAGCGCUGCGUCGACGAAAGCUGUAGUUCGACAGCUAUGAACCUUCACCAAGUUCUCACUGGAGCAGUAAAUGCUGGAGAUCACUGCUAUUCUGUCGGCAGCGUCGAAGGCGUUCCCUUUACAGUGUACGGCGCAGGAUGUAAUAUUGUGAUAUUGGCACGAAACUUCGAGAGAGUGCAGAUCAUCCCUGGUGUCUGUCAUGGAAACGUGCAAGUUUCCUGCAUAAACUGCUCAACUGAUAUUGGGAAGAUUGCAGCUGCAUAUGGAAAGCAAGUAGCUAUAUUCGAACCAUCGCCACUUCUUCAGCAAACAUCAGCUCACAAAUUGGACUACAAAUGGAUCCAAACGGCCACGAUACAAAUGGACUACUCUGUGUCAGUGCUUUCUUGGAAUUUAGAAGGCACGCGGCUACUGACUGGUGGCGAGUGGAUACAGAUGUGGAAAUGCACCAUGAAACCAGAAAGCAAUGCCAAGUGUGGGGACGAGGCCGCCAAAGCAGGCCAGCCCCAGCUGACCAGCCAUUCCGGCGUCUCCUUCCAGCUUGGAAGUGAUGAGGCAGCUCCAUCACUCCCUGACGAGGAUGCCUCGUGGGACUGCAUCUGGAAUUGCAGGACAUCCCAGCCUGUGAGCUUCCUGCGCUUCUCACCAGAUGGCACGUUGUUUGCAUCUGCAGGAAAAUGUGACCGUUUGGUAAAAAUUUGGCACAACAGCCAGCAUAAAGUGUCUGACCCUGGCGGGAAUGCCAGACAGCAAGUGGAUCGGGGCUGCACCUUUGGGUUUGUCUACGCGGCCCACCCACGAGCCGUGACAGGACUCUCAUGGCGCAAGACCAGCAAGUUUAUGCCCCGAGGUUCAGUUGCAAACAUGCUGGUCACGUCAUGUCGAGACAACAUCUGCCGACUCUGGGUUCAGACCUUGCUUCCUGAAGAUGGGCUGAUCAACGUGCAGCAGAUCGAAGCACUUGCCAACCAGACACCGCGACUGCAGACUCAGCGUCACCGGCAACGCAUCCUUCAAAAGCUGCGGCAUAUGAAAUCCCUGAGUGAAUACCAAAGGCGGCAGGCAGCGCAAAGUGGAAAGGAAGCUCGGGAGACGAUCCCCUCGCUUCCCAGCACAUACAGCGUGCACGACUUCCAUAGCUUUGGGCUCCAAGGCUCGGGCGUGGCACCAGGCCUCCAUUUUCAUCUGGCAGCCAGCAUCAAUGCAGAGACUGACAUCCCGCUGGUGCCAAGCAUGAGUGGGGCUGCAUCAAGGGGUGGAAACCAAGAGCCCAACUUUGUGCUGCACUGGCUCAACAACAAGGAGAUGUCAUUCAGCAGUGCCACGGAGCAGCUGAUCCAGGAGUUGAGCUUGAAGGCCCUGCAGGCACGACGUGAGCAGCAGCGGCAGCAGUUGGCGGCACAGCGCAAGGCUGCUGAAGACGCAGAGGCUGAAGAAAACCAAGAAGAGGCCAAUGAGCCAGAGGAUCCAGAGGCUGCUGGUGCCACCAAAAGCAGCUGGCAAGGUCGAUCAGGGCUGAAAUCACUGAGGCUUGGAAGCGUGGCAACCACGACAGCACUAGCCGAGGAAGCGUUACAAGGCUCCCAGUCUGCCAAGGCCUUCUCGCCAGCAUCGUCCUCAGCGUCUUUAGCCACUGAGGCGUCUGGCAAGAACGUAGAGCAGUCACUGGGAAAUGCCCUGGACCACAAGAUAGAAUCACUCUUGCGCGAGUGGCACCAGAGCCCCGACCUGCUGUUCAGCAUUCAUCCGGUCGAUGGGAGCUUCCUUGUUUGGCUGGUUGACUGGCUGGAUGAGUGCAGUCCCGGGUCGUUCCGCCAGGCCCUGGUAAGCUUCUCCUCUCGCAUUCCGUCUGCCAUUCCCCUGGGGGACGCGGCCACACUGUCGCACCACCUGGCCCUCUACCUGCCAACGGCUGGCCUUGACUUGCGCACCGUCCUGUCGGGGCUGGGAGCAUGGGCCCAGCCUAGCCCUCUCACGCCUGUUGCUCCAGUCACCUUGGUGGUUCCACCCCAACCUGUACAGCAGCAGGGAUCUGUGAAAUCUGGCUCUAUGCAACAGGGGUCACAACAACAGGGACCUGUACACCAGACUGAAGAAAAUGAAGACGCAGAAGACAAACCACGCCCCUUCUGCUGCCAAGUGGCCCCCACACCGAGUGUGUGCAUGCUGUCCAAACACCACAACGGGUCACUCAACUUGUGGCACCUCACAUUCAGCGAGGAGUCCCACUUCACCCACGUGCUCAGUAUUGGCCAUGCAGCAAGAGUAUCGGGACAUCGGUUCAGGAUAAACGACAUCACGUGCCAUCCUGUGCUCCCACUGCUGCUGACCACGUCGCACCACAACCUCCCCAAAGGGAAGGAACCCCUGGACGAGGAAGACGAACAGCCGCAGCCUCAGGACUACUUGGACAAGCGGCGGCGCGAAAGUGCACCCACUGCUGCACCCACGGAGGGCUUUUGCAGUGAGCUCAUCCUCUGGAAGGUGGAGUCUGUGGGGCCCCUGUCCAAGUCUGGUGGUGUUGCCGAGCUGGCCCGCAUCAACUCGCUCGAGCCAUCUGCCUUCUCCAACGUUGCCUGGGUUCCCACACUGCUUCCCAGCACAACAUUGGGCAGCAUAUCCAAUUCACCAAGUGCCUGCUUUGUGGCCUCGGAUGGUCUCCAGCUACGAGUGUACCAAGCUGUGAUAGAUGCGCGCACACUGCUUGCCGAGGUGUUGGCAGCAGCUUGUCGGAAGGAUAAUGCUGAUACCAUCAGCUUGUCCAGCACCACAUCGUCUGGAUUGGACAUACACCAUGCAGGGCUUCAGGAAGAGUUUCGCAUAGUCAGCCUCCAGUCCACAGCUCGUCCUGGCUGCAUCAUUGAACUAGAUGCCAUUGCAGACGCUACAAAUGACUGGCAGAACACACAGCUGCUACAUGUGUUCCAAGAACAGCUCAUAAUGGGGGCCAAGCAAGGAGCACUAGGCAGUUCAACCACUGCACCCGGGGAGGAGACGCUUGAGAAGAAUGUGGGGCUACUGGAAACAUCAUUUCAGGCCUUUGUGGAUCUUCGUCACACAUCGGUGUUCGAGGAGCCUUUCUACCUGGUUGUCCUGGAAAAGACCGGCACUGGCCGCACCAUGCUCCACAUGUGGCGGCUUGUCAUCAGUUCCAGGGCUGGUGCUGGAGGCAAAGGUCAGCAAGAUGGUGCUGGCUUCCAGGAGAAUGCGCCUCAGCAAGAGGACGAAACUGCUUCCAAUGCAUCCUCACGGAGUGGCAGCCCUGAACCCACUGACACUGGGCAGAGUGGUCAGCCAGCAGGGUCACCACAUGCCUCGCCACUGCGCAUUACUACUUCCAAGGUGUGCACCCAAGAACUGCCGCUUCCGCAUGAUGUGGAAAUCGCACAUGCGGCACCAGCAGCAGGCCACGUGAGCUCUUCGAAUAUGUACCCAGCUUGCUUUGCUCCGUAUGUGCUCUCCACUGCUUGCAGUGAUGGGCUGACAAGGUUUUGGAAAUGUAAAGUGGAUUGUGAAGGUGAAGGAACCCCCAACUUCACGUGGGUUGAGUGGGAGAUGACACUGAAUAAGUCGUCCAGUGUCAUACAGGUUCCUGGCCAGCCCAUUAGUGUCAGCUGUGCGUAUAGUGGCAGAGUAGCAUGUGCCUACAAGCGUGGCCACUCUUUCAACCGACCUGGCUCCAGCAACCCCUCUGAUCGUUGUGUCAACCUGGGUGUUGCAAUCUACGAGUGCGAAUCUACUGGUGGUUCUGAAUGGAUACUUGAAGACACAGUGCUUCUGAACAACGUCAGUCUCCCACGUCUAGAUCAGACAGCUCCUGGUGUUAACCUGGGUUCCUUGGUUGACACAACUCUGAGGCACCGCAAGACAGCUGACUCACUUGUGCAACGCUUGGCCUCAGACGGGGACCUCAGUGGACCGCCCAGCUCCCUGCAGCGACUGUUGUCAGUGCCCAGCUAUGCCACGCUGCACACACUACGCAGGGCAGUGAUUGAGCAGGGAAACCAGUGCCCCCUGGUGCACAAGUCGCUUAUCCAACUCGACUGGGUUUCCUCGGAGGAUGGCUCUCACGUCCUCACUGUGGCUGUUGGCUCCCGUAUUCUCCUAUUUGCACCUGUGGCUAGGGAUGUCAUCCAGCAAGGUGGCACUGGUCUGGAAACUCAGUCCUUGAGCUCUGGCACACCACGGCCCCUGCUGAAGCAAGUGUCAUCACUGGCUGCACCCGUGGCAUCAACGGGGGCAGCUGAAGCAGUGCGCUGGCUGCAAAUUAGGUGCACACGCCUGGAGACGGCAGAUGGCCUGCCCCCGCUGCCCAUGCAAGUGUCCUGGGUUCGUGAUGGCAUUCUUGUGGUUGGCAUGGACAGUGAAAUGCACAUCUACUCUCAGUGGAGGCCUCAGAAAGGAGCCCCAAAGGGUCUAAAGAACAACUUCAUGCCUUCAGCAGCAGAAGAUGAGAACAUCUGCAAGGUUCGCAUGCUGCCAGAGGAAGAACUGCUGAGCCGGGUUCAGGAGCUGUCUCAGUUGCGGCUCGGAUCGGGUGCCCAUUUGGGGCUGGCACGCAAUGCUUCAUCAUCAUCUGCCCAGGCUAUGGACAAGAAAAAACAGCGUGGUGAAACAGCAGUUUCUUCUGUCUCCCGUGGAGCUGCAGCUGCGAAGGAGUCGGAGACAACGGUCGUGGGCCCGAUGCCUGACUUGGGCCUCUUUGAGACUUGCCGUCUGGCUUGGCCAAUGCUUCCUCAGUAUCAUCCGAAGCAGCUUAUGGAGCUCCUGGGCUUUGGGAAGAUUCGGAGAGUCAAGGCCAUCCUCAGCCACCUUGUACGCUGUGUCUCCAAAUCAGGACAGGCCCCAGGAGGUGUCGUUGCAGGGGGCAAUGCGGCGGAGAUGGCUUCUGAAGGAGCAGCUGAAGAAGAAGGAGGCGAUGAAGGAGUACGAGGCUGGUCUCGCUCGAGAACGCUUUCUCUGGCAGCACCUGCGGCCGGAUCGGCAGCACACAGCCCUAGGGAGGCUGGCAACAUAGUCCCUGAAGAACUGCAGCUGGACUAUGUGGAGAUCCAGUCCAUCCCGCCAUUACCACUGUAUGCACUGUUGGCAGCCGACAAGCAGCUGGAACCAGGUGCAGCUGGUGGGCGCAAGGAUGCUUCGCCGAGUGGCACAGGUGCAGACGCUGGUCAGCCAGGUGCUAAGGAGAACCAGGCAGACUACAGUGCCUUGUUUGAGACUCUUCCCAAAAAGGAGGAAACUCUGGAUGACAUCCUCCAGGAGGAUGCCCAGCCUAAGGCCAAAAAGACACGAGAACGACACAAGUCAGCUGCUGAUAAAGACCCCAACUACUUUGGAAUGCGCCAGGCUCGCCUGCUGACUCAGCUGCUGACACACUGUCAUCUGCCUGGCCUAUCCAGUGUAGACCAGAUGCAUCUUUUGGCACUUGCUGAUACGCUGGCUUCUUUCCAUGGCACACUGGCUGACCGUCUUGACAGUGAAAUUGUGCACACGGCACCCAAGGACAACGUCACCAGACAGAACUACGAAAUGACUAUCCAGGCUACUCCAGACUCCCUGGAUGACUGUGGGCUUCGCUACUUCCUGGCGGUGCGUCACCACACGUACCUGCUGCGGUGCCUGCCAUUGGCACAGAGGGCGCAGCUGCAGCGCCAAGGCCUGGGGCCUCACUACCUGGUCUGGGCUUUCCACUCGGAGACUCAAGAGGAGCUCGUGCAGCUCAUCCCCACCCUACAGAAGCCCACUUUUCGUUGGGCCGAGCUUAGGGAGCUUGGCAUCGGUUGGUGGAUCCGCUCCAACCAGCUGCUAAGACGCAUCAUCGAGAAGCUGGCCAAAAGUUCCUUCCAGGCUAACCAGAACCCCUUGGAUGCUGCUCUUUACUAUAUGGCCAUGAAAAAGAAAACAGUCUUGGCUGCAUUGUUCAGGAGUGUGAAUGACAAGCGAAUGUCUGACUUCUUCCAAAACGACUUUUCUCAAGACCGUUGGAGAAAAGCAGCACUCAAGAAUGCCUAUGUGCUACUUGGGAAACAGCAGUUUGAGUACGCUGCAGCUUUCUUCCUCCUGGCCAAUGCUGUGAAGGAUGCCGUGCAGGUGUGCCUGAGCAAGUUGGAGGACCUUCAGCUGGCCAUGGUGGUGGUUCGCCUCUAUGAGGGCGACCUUGACUCUGUUCCCGAGCACCUACGGCGGCUGCUUGAUGCCGAGGUGUUGGGCCAGCCUGAGGGUGUGGGAGGUGCAUCCAUGGAGCUGGCCCACCCAGAUCCAUUCCUGCGCUCCAUGGCAUUGUGGCUGUUGCAGCAUUAUGAGGAAUCGCUCACCACACUGCUUCAGACACGUGUGGGGCAAGAACACCAUAGGAUACACCAGGAGACACAGCAUCUAUCUAGCAGCACAGCUGAGCAGUCUGCAAAUGCUGGUGACAGAGCUUCUCUCUCAGGUCCUGCUGGAGCUGAUGACACUGCUGAUCCCGGAGUAUUCAACUUCUACCUCUAUCUGCGCACGCACCCGUUGGUGGUGCGGCGCAACCUGGCCAAGUCUAUGAGCAUGCGUCGCAAGCAAGGCCGUGCAGUGCUGCUGUCAGGCUUCAAGCCUGGCAGCACAAUGGCCAAGACACUGACGCCAGGAGGUACAACCAGCAGCGACACCAUUACGCCAUUGGAGCGGCGGCUGUUCUUCACGACAAGCCAUGCACACUUCCGGGCGGGCUGCCCGCCACUUGCCCUAGAGGUGCUGUCACGACUGCCCAACUGUAUUCUUGAUGACAGCGGUAACGCCACUGCCGAGGAAGGCUCUCCUGCCAAGAGGAAAAACUCUAAUGGAGGGCCUCCACCGGGAGCCGUCAGCAAUGGGCCUAUACAGCAGAAAGCGGAUGAAUUUGACUGGAGUCAACCUCUGGCAAAGGCUCCACAAAAGGCAGAGGACUUUGACUGGAGCCAGCCUCUUACCACGGGUGCAGCUGCACAGAAGGCAGACGCAUUCGACUGGAGCCAGCCCCUCACCACGAGUGCACCCAAGAACAAAGCAGACAGCUUUGACUGGAGUCAGCCUCUGGCCAGCACUGCCACCCCCAAGUCAGAUUCUUUUGACUGGAGCCAGCCAGCACAGUCCGCUCCUCACGUUGAGAAUCCCAAUGGCUCAAAGCAGUUGGAAGAAGAAGAAACACUAGCCCAAAGUAGGGUGGAGACACUAGACAUCAUGGCCCAGCAGCUGAAAUUCAUGGCAUGCCUUAAGAUCAUGAUGGAGGAGCUGAGCACACUGGCCACAGGCUUUGAGGUGGAUGGGGGCCAGCUGAGGCAUCAGCUCUACGUCUGGCUCGAGCGUUGUGUGGCAGCACUCAAGGAACUGUGCCAGUACGGUGCUGCUAUGCAGGCCCCUGGUAGCACUUCAGCAGUGUCGGACACAUCCAUCCUUCCUGAGGCAGCCGGUGAGGAAGGACCAGCUGGAGGAAGAGACAGGGCCAACACGGGCGCUGCUGAUGGAGCUCAGGCAGGGACUCCUGUGCCCACUCUGCAUGCCAUCUUGGUUGCAGACAAGCAGGAUUUCGAGGCCAAGCUGGUGCGUGCUGCCCGCCGCAAGCUGUGGCUCAAGGCCAACGAAGCACUUCUCCGCACACUGCUGUCCUACACUGGCCUUCAUGGAGCCCACGGGGGAGGCCUGGCCGUAGUGCGCAUGGAGCUCAACUUGCUACUGCAGGAGUUGCAGCAAGAUCGUUCCCAGCAGCAACUGCUGUCUCCGCUUCCUUUCCCAACGACUCUCCCACUCUUGGCUGCCAGCGUGGCCUGCCAGAAAACAGUAGUUGCCGAUCCAGUCCGCCUUCUACAGCUGAUGGCACAUGACAUCUUGCUGACGGUGAUGGACCUGGAAGAGCCACCCGGCGCAGCCACAAGUGCUAGCACCUUCUCUCGGGUGUCAGUGUUGUGGGACCUGGGCACCUCCCUGUCCGCUUGCAUAUACCAGGCGUUGUGUGACAGUGACAGCUUUGGGCUCAAGGGUCAACAGGGUUCCAACAGAGGACUCGACGUUGAAGACUGCCUCAGCCUUAGUGUGGUGUACCAGAACAGCCACCUCUUGGUAGGCCAUGCCUCCAGGCGACCUCGUUUGGGCAGCACCGAGGAGCCCCUAUCACCCACCACGCAGCCCAGCAAGUGGCCAGGCGUGCAGUCGCUGCGGGCAUUGAUGGCUCGUGACAAAGAUGAAGAUGGGCCCCGGCUGCACACCUUGCUCUGCGAGUCCUUCGUGGCUGUCUACCUCAGCCAGCUGAUCCACGCGCUGGCCUCAUGUGACUGCCAUGUCCUCUACCGGCUGGUGGGCCAGCACUUCAGCCAGCACACAUGGUCGAUGCUGUUUGGUGGGGGAGCCAAAAAGCUGCUUCGUGUGUCUGCAGGUGGCUCUAGUGGAGCUGUCACGCCCUCAGCAGCAGCUCCCGAAAAGGAGGCAACAGCCACCGUGGAGACUGGAAUUUUCGAUGCCAUCACCCGCCAACGUGUCAAGUGGAACAUGAAAAUUCUACCUCAGCUGAAAAGUGAAACUCCACAGGCAAAUGUCCGUGAAGACCGUCCUACCUACAGGGAAAUAUUUGUGCCCCCGAUCAUGUCAAUGAUGUCCUGCUUUAUGUCCAAGCCUGCCCUGACAGACCAGAUGGCAGCAAUUGACUACGACUCGGCAGCAUCACUUUCCAGUGAUGAAGAGGAUGCCGCAGGUGGCAACGAUGAAGAGAUGGAUGAGGACGAUGUUUUCAAGGAUGCAGGCACAACUGAGCAGCAAAGACGGCCCUCGCAGGCGUCUCGUCUGGAGCAGCUGGAUCCUGGCUCCUAUGCAUGGGCCCUCAUGCGCUAUGCAGUUGUGAAGAUGGCCAACCACAACCUUCGAGACUUCCUCUCUGUGGCUGGCAUUGAGCUACAAGAGCUCCCAGUGACAAGCCCCCUUCUGCACGCUUCCCUGCGUGCUAUGGACCAUUGGUUGCGGCACUUACGCGAGUCGCUGGAGGCCCAUGGCAGUGCACCCCCCGGCCUGCUGCCCAACGCGCAUGUCGAGGCUGCUGGCCAGGGUGCCGCACCUGUGCAGGGGCCUCCCAUCCUCAAGUACAAGGUGCUACUAGAAGUGGACAACACGCCCUUCAGCCGAAGCAAGCACCCUGCAGCCCACGCAGCUCGCAGGCUGUGGAACUACCUGGUGCGGCAAGAAGGUGUCCAGGACCUGUUCAUUCGCUAUCUCUUCUCCCACAAGGUGGCAUCCCUGCCAGAUACGCAAGCCCAAGCACAGGCGACAAAAGGCCAAACACAUCCUCCAAAAGAAGGUGGACCAACCACCACUCCGGGUGGUGAAGGGGAUGACCGUUCCAUCGAUGGUGGUGUUCCAGACCCUGUCCGUAUCAUCCACAAGGACCAGGAAAGCAUCUCAGCCUUCUGCAUCAGUCAGGUGCCUAUUGCAGCCACUGCUUUCACCUCCUGCUACUCAGCCCAGGUAAACGAGGGAAUCAUCUCCUUGGCUACACCAAAAGAGUUGCAAGAGCUGGACAUCUCAGCUCUUCUGGAGCCUGCACCAUGGCUUGAUGACGAGGCAGAAUUUGACAUUCUGACCUUGAACAGGCCUCCGGAGCCCCCAGCAGGGCAAGCGUUGGACUUCCUAGUGGUGCAACACCCACUGGACCGAUACAAUGCCUCAGUAGGGACCGGGUUGCCUGUCACUGCGUCCUCUGCUUUCACCAGCCCUACCAGCGCCAACCCUCCCUCACUGGCUGCACAGACAGGCCGUGGUACCACUAUGCUAAAACGACACCGUGUGGACUCAGUACGACGGCUGGCAUCCCACCCAGUGCUCCCACUUUACCUCUCUGGUUGCCAGGAUGGCUCUGUGAGCCUCUGGGAAUGGGGCCAUGCACAGCCUGUGUCUACACCAAGGCUGGCGGGCACGUUUGCCAAAGUGACCAGCCUGCUUUUCAACCAGCAAGGGAACAAGUUUGGCGUCACUGAUGGUGAUGGAAACCUGAGCCUGUGGCAAGUCAGCAUGACAUCCACAAAUGCCAAGCCCUUUUUUAGUGCGUCGUGCCACACAAAGCAAGCCAGUGACUUUGCCUUUGUGAGCUCAACUAGUCUGAUUGCCACAGCGGGCCACUCUACAGAAAACCGCAAUGUCUGCUUGUGGGACACACUGCUUCCCCAACGCAAGGCCCUGGUUGCUUCCUUUUCUUGUCAUGAGCAUGGCAGUUCUGCAGUGGUGUUCGCACCACAAAACCAGCUCCUAAUUUCAGCUGGCAAGAAAGGAGACGUCUUCAUAUUUGACAUGCGGCAACGGCAGCUGCGCCACAAGUUUCAGGCACAUGAAACAGCCAUCAAGUGCCUUGCCAUGGAUCCUCGGGAAGAAUACUAUAUCACUGGGUCAGCUGAUGGGGACAUAAAGGUCUGGGGUUUGCCAGUUCAUGUGCUGCUGUAUGCCUUCCCCAGCGAGCACUCUCGGAGUACACUGUUCCGGAACAUUGGCAUGGGUGUGACACACCUGCUGACCGAUGCCAAGGGCCGGUUGUACUCGUGUGGCGCAGACGGUUCCAUGAAAAUGCGCCAGCUUCCCGACCGUGAUGCUGUGGUAGCCAGCUUCAUCUAGCACAGGAUCCCACCGUUUCAUGUUGCUUCUUUGUCCCUGCACCUUUCAACGUCCAACCUUUUGCUGCAUGCAGAGUGACAGGAGCGCAAGUCGUGUGGCUUUGCGACUGUUACAACUGGUAUCGCUGGAAAUAGUCAAUUGCUACAAUUACGUAUCCAGGUUUUACCACCCCCUGGUCUUGUGUAUCCUUGCGAGCCCUUUUAGUUUUUGCAGCAAUGGAGCAACGGGAACCAGUGAUUUGCCGAGGGCUAGUUUCCUACAAGAAGCCAUUUCGGGCACUCUUUGUGAACUCGUGUUCCUUCUUUUGUUUUUCUGUGCCCUUAUAAAUAUGCAUACCCAUGUUGUUGAAUGUGCAGUGUAGCUGUGAUAAAUUUUCCCCACUUCCCUUUUAAGUCACAUUUGCCACGUGGUCUUAUUCCGAGUGACAUUCCUCUCAACGUGUAAAACCAGGGCACAGCUUCAAUGGGGGAGAUGAAGCGAGUCUUGGAGAUACGUUUGUUUUAUGCAAAUUAUGCACUGGCUGUUGAUUGCUUGGUUAGCCAUUGUGCGUGGUAGGAGCGUGGAAGCUGUUCAAUUGCUAGUCUAAAUCAGCGGUUGUGGUUUCUCUCCCCUACUGCAGACAAAGCUGAAAUGUUUAAAUCAAAUACGCGCAGUCAUUAGUGUAGAGAGCUAAAGCAUGUUUGUAUAUAUGUAUUUAUGACAUAAAUUUUUGCUUAUGCCACUUUGUUCUACUUAGCCUUAUUUUUUAGAAGCGACUAUAGAGGUGGUGAUGAUGGAAUGUGCAACUCGUGUCUGAAAUAAAAAGUUACAGUGGG
This is a messenger RNA of Dermacentor albipictus, 12014 nucleotides long. It is a transcript of the gene Rbcn-3A, whose product is annotated as rabconnectin-3 alpha. Gene Ontology annotation, cellular component: RAVE complex. NCBI's taxonomy places the organism in Eukaryota, Metazoa, Arthropoda, Arachnida, Ixodida, Ixodidae. The record is from RefSeq and is a predicted model, not a curated record. Gene Ontology annotation, biological process: vacuolar acidification. Gene Ontology annotation, molecular function: protein binding.